AUGACAGAAUACCAACGUUUGUCAUUUCGGCUCCCUUCCAUUGUUCCAAGCGUUUUGCUUUACACACGCUCCUGGGACGCUGAUGCAUACGACUUACUCUCGGCUUGGCAAGAGAAGAAAGGUUUUGAUCCCACCACAACCGAUUUCGCUCGUUCUUUGGGUUAUCCUAGCAUGGAAGUAAUAUAUUCCGACGUGGAUGAUCAACAUUUUGAUGAUCUCACUGAAGAUACAGACUCAACAUUCUAUACAGACAGUAUGGUUACUGGAGACGAUGGGGCCAUGAACGUAGCCUCGCCGACGCCUUAUUCCCACUUACAGCCUGGUAUCAGUUCAGUGUUCGAGGAUGUGGAGAUGAUGGCAGAUGUCUCCUUGUCCACGGACAUGGACAUGGAAGUGGACUAAGACAUGGUAGCAUCGAAAAGGCCGAUGCUAACCAUGGCAUCUGUCGGCAGCCCCAGUCAUUUUGCGCAAUUUCUUCUCAGCGCCCCGCGCAUUCCAGCGCCUCUGUCGUUCAAAAUCAUCAUGGGCACGACGCCAUUCAUGAGGUGGACACUGCAACAACCAUUUCUCUGACUCAGACACACACCCGAC
This is a messenger RNA of Marasmius oreades (fairy-ring Marasmius), 591 nucleotides long. RefSeq lists its product as uncharacterized. The transcript has 2 exons. Bases 1 to 402 code for a protein of 133 amino acids. NCBI's taxonomy places the organism in Eukaryota, Fungi, Basidiomycota, Agaricomycetes, Agaricales, Marasmiaceae. The record is from RefSeq and is a predicted model, not a curated record.